AUGGGCCGCAAAGACGACAGCAUCUUGGACAUAAACCCUCCACCAUAUCAACAACAACCCCCUUCGCGGCGGCUAUUCACUCGGAGACGUCGAGUGCGACUUACUGUGGUUGCAGCGCUCUUCAUCUUUCUUGUUGCGUUGUUGCAACAUAAUACUAUCGUCCAAAGAUCCUAUCCUACAGCUGGCCAGCACGAGCUAUUCUUGAAAGGGCUGAGAAAGUGUCAGGAGAUCAACCUUAGACAUGAAAAAUCAGUUCCAUCACCUCUAACCCGUGCGAACCCGCGCUGGAACGCCAAAUCGGGACAAAAACAUGCCAUUGUUCUCCGAAAUGCCACUCUUUUCGACGGAGAAUCGAUCUUGACUGGACCAGUCGAUAUUGUUUUUGAGAAGGGGAUCAUCAAAUCAAUCGUGAAGAGUCAAGCAAAGAACUCUAUUCCAAGCAAUUCCAUUGUUUACGAUGUCAAUGGGAGAUUUGUUACUCCUGGUCUUGUUGACAUUCACUCACACCACCUUGAGCUUCCAUUCUCUUCAGUCUCUGCAAACCAGGACGUGAACGAGAAGCCCCUUCUGGGCCCCAUCACGCCUUUUGUUAGAGCCAUUGACGGUUUCAAGCCAUAUGACCCGGCGAUCAAGAUCAUUGCCUCCGGUGGCGUCACCUCUUCGCUCAACCUCCCAGGAUCUGGCAAUAUCAUAGGAGGCCAAGGAUACUUAGUCAAAAACCUUCCCUAUCCUGGAGAAAAUGCCGAGCCUGUAGUAGAAGAGCUCCUUUUAGAGCACGGUAUCCCGGAAGAGAAGCGUCAACGAUAUCUGAAGAUGGCCUGUGGAGAGAACCCAAAGCACUUGUACGGUCAUACUCGUCUCGGCAAUGUCUGGCUACUUAGACAGCACCUUGAGAAGGCCCAGAAGUUGAAGACCAGACAAGACGCUUGGUGCCUAAGCGCGCAACAACUUGAAAAGGGCCGUUAUCGGGAAAGUCGUGUUACCCAGUUUAUCGAUGAAAGUGGCGAGGUUCCCGACGACUUGGAGCUUGAGGCUACUGUUGCUUUGCUCAGAGGAGAGUUCAACGUUAAUAUUCACUGUUAUGAGCCCGAAGACUUUGAGCGUAUGCUAGCUGCUCUUCAUGAGUUUGGAGUUCAUCCCCAGGCGUUCCAUCACGCAUUAGAGGCAUGGCAGGUUCCCGAGUUUCUGAAGCAGCAGGAAAGAAACAUCACUAUUGCCACUUUUGCGGAGAACUCCCUGUUCAAGCACGAGGCCUACGGCGCCAAUCUAAGAGGUCCGAAAAUACUCGAAGAUCAUGGCGUUCGCGUAGUCCUCAAAUCGGACCAUACUGGCGAAGGUAAUCAUGCGAAGUACCUGAUUAACCAAGCUGUUAUUUCACACUCUUUCGGCUUGUCAGAGAUCAAAGCCCUUCAAUCUGUAACAUCCGUCGCCGCGCAAUCAAUUCAGCAAGAUCAUCGUAUCGGCUUUGUUCAACCUGGUUUCGACGCCGACUUGGUUAUCUGGGACUCACACCCACUUAAGGUUGGAGCAACGCCAGUCCAGGUCUUUGUAGAUGGUCGAGAGGUUCUUGAUGCCAAGGAGUCUCUCAAAAAGUUGGAAACAUCAGCUCAGUUAGCCGAACUGAUUGCGCCAAAGUCACGGCCGACAAUUCGUCUGCAAAAGAAGGAAGAUAUUUGCCGCAAGGCAAUCGAGCCUGGAACCCAGUUGGUGUUUACUGGCGUCAAGCAGACACUUCUCGACAGGCAUUUCCCUGCUUUCUCGGAUUCAAGCAGCCGCAGUGACUUGACAUUGGUCAUCUCAAAUGGCAAGAUUACAUGUUUUGACGUCCAGUCUAAAUGUGUUUCAGCUUAUACUAAGGAGAAAGUCCUCUCGAUUGACCUUGAAAAUGGCUACGUGACACCGGGCCUUGUCGCUUUCGGUAACAACAUCGGCAUCCUCGACAUCCCCUCUGAACCAUCCACUGGCGAUGGAUCUCCAGGGCGCAAGGGUAGUGCCCUGAACGCACGGAAGGAUUUGCAUUUCGCAAAGUACGGUGUUCAUUUUGGCGGUAGAGGUUUCGGCAGGGCUAGAGUUGGUGGCGUAACGAAAGCCAUCACCGCGCCAAUCUUUGGGGGCGGCGUGAUUCAGGGAGUCAGUGUUGGACUACGUACCAGCGAAAAUGCAACGAUUCUUGGCGGAGGGAUAUGGAAAGACGAGGUAGCAUUACAUUUUUCUAUUGGCCAAGAGGCUAAGGGUGACGACACUCCCACCAUCUCAUCUGGUAUUGAACGUCUACGUCAAGUUCUCGAGGAAGGUAGUCAACUCGAUGGCAAGCCGGCCAGGGCCUAUGUACGCGCCGUAAACGGCUCUUUACCUUUAGUUAUAUAUACAGUAAAUGAGGAUGAUAUCUCUCAGAUUAUUCUCCUCAAACGGGAGUUUCCAUCCGUAAACUUUGUCAUUUACGGCGGCCAUGCUGCUCCAUUGGUUGCCCGAGAGCUCGCUGAAGCCAAGAUCCCAGUCAUUCUUACUGGAAACCGUGGCGCACCUGAUAAGUGGGAGAAGAAGUCUGUUUUUGCUGGCCCCCCCCUCUCCCCAAGCCCUGUGCAAGUUCUUAUUGAUGCUGGUGUUCUCGUCGCGGUCGCAGUUCGGGGCGAUUCCAAGGUUCAUGGACUUGCUCAAGAGGCGGAGUUGGCGGCCAAGUUUGCUGGUUUGAGCGAAAAGGAGGCGAUUAAGCUGGUGUCAACCAAUUUCGACAAGAUACUCGGACUGGCCAACGAUAAAGAACCGGGGUACGGUGCGAGGGAGAGACCGAUUGAAAAGAAUUAUACUGGGGACUUUGUUGUUUGGAAUGGUAAUCCUCUUCGCGGAGAAGGAAGUGUAGUGGUGACUGUACAGGAUGAUGGGAAAGUUGGAGAUUGCUGGCCUGACCAUGAAGGGGCUAUUCUCUAA
Colletotrichum truncatum is the source of this 2928-nucleotide messenger RNA. RefSeq names its product carbohydrate esterase family 9 protein (amidohydrolase). NCBI's taxonomy places the organism in Eukaryota, Fungi, Ascomycota, Sordariomycetes, Glomerellales, Glomerellaceae. Gene Ontology annotation, cellular component: cytoplasm. Gene Ontology annotation, biological process: purine nucleobase catabolic process. The record is from RefSeq and is a predicted model, not a curated record. Gene Ontology annotation, molecular function: allantoinase activity.